AAGCAGUUUUCCUUAUGAUAUAUAAGGAUGCCGAACGCUGAAUAGAGCUCGGCUAGAUUCGGACAUGGAGCUCGCACGGAACCUUCUGGUGCUGGUGCUACUUUUGGAACUCCGAGUGUCUAAGAAUGUUAUCACAUCAAUGCAAGCUGCUAGUCCAGAUGCUAGCUACGUUGCAACUGAUAAUGCAAGUAACGAUGAACGUCCGGAUGUACGUAAUAGUGCAAGUCAAGAUACACGCAAAAAUGCAGAUCAAGAUACAAGUGAUGAUGCACAUCAACAUGUGAAUCAAGAUCAGUGUGUGCCGUGCAAAUGUCAUUUCCAUGGAGAGAGAGUAAUAGCUGAUUGUCGGAAAAGGCGACUUGACAAAGUCCCAUCACAUCUACUAUCCAACAUAACUGAUCUCAAUCUUUCAGGAAACUACAUAGGUUGCUUGGAAAAUGGAUCUCUCAGUUAUGCACAUCUUACCAGAUUGAAUGUGUCUUCCAAUGGUCUCAAUGAUAUUGAACUUGGCGCGUUUCAAGAGCUAAGAAAACUUGAAGUUUUGGAUCUCACUCACAAUCAUUUAUCUCCAGCAAAGGUCUAUCGAGACGGGUUAUUCAAACAUCAGGCCAAACUUAAAGUACUCUACAUUAACCAAAAUGUUGAAUCUCGUCCUUAUGACGAAAGCUUAAACCGAACAGCGGAAAGCCGACCAUUGACAGACAGCUUAAAUUCUAGUUUCAUUGAGAAAUACAUUUACCAUAUGCAUUCUGGAAACCACUUUGGACGAGAUGCUUACCCGGGCUGUGCAUUCAAAUCCUUAAUCUCCUUACAGGAUCUGCGCAUUGAUGGACCGAAAGAAUUAUACUUUGGAAAGGGAUUCACAUUGAAGCAGCUCCAGUCAUUAUCACUAGGGGGAGGGUUAAGGACAUGUUACACACGUUACUUGAGGAAUGACACAUUUGAGGAUGUGCCUCACUUACAGACUCUAGAUGUUUCCUUGUCCAUAACAGGAAUAGGGUACAGGUUUAGAUGGAAAUUGAGGUAUCUUUACUAUCUGGUACGAAUAAAACACCGGGGUUAUCUGGCUGCGGAGGAGGAAGAAGAUGGUGGACCUCAGUUUGAGUUUGAUGCUUUCAUCUCCUAUGCUGACGAGGACCGAGGAUUUGUUGUGGAGGACAUGAGGCGGAUAUUGGAAGGACAGCAUGAACUUCGACUCUGUAUCCACCAUCGAGACUUUCUUGUGGGGGAAGCUAUUGCUGCAAACAUCCUGCACGCCAUCAGAUCAAGCAGGAGGACAGUGAUAAUUCUGUCAAGGAACUUCCUGAAGAGCUACUGGUGUAAGUACGAAGUGGAGAUGGCUAAGAUGGAGAGUAUCUACACUGGACGGAACACACUGCUGGUGGUAAUCCUGGAGAAGAUCCCCGUGAAGAAUCUGCCCCCUAACAUUGUAGAAUUAAUGCGUCAAGACUCCUACUUGGAGUACACGGAUGAUCGGGAAGGUCAGGAGGUGUUCUGGGAAAGUCUUCAACGUGCUGUACAGACUGCCUAG
Molecule: messenger RNA, 1531 nt
Organism: Haliotis rubra (blacklip abalone)
Lineage: Eukaryota; Metazoa; Mollusca; Gastropoda; Lepetellida; Haliotidae
Product: toll-like receptor 4
Exons: 3
Coding region: 65-1531 (488 amino acids)
Biological process (GO): immune response; toll-like receptor signaling pathway
Cellular component (GO): membrane
Molecular function (GO): transmembrane signaling receptor activity; protein binding
Source: RefSeq, a predicted model, not a curated record